AUGGAUCUGGAAGCUCUUCUCGCCCGGAAAGCUACGCACCAGCAGCCGGAAAAACGCAGUGUUUUGACCAUUUCGAGUAUUCUUGCAAGUCAGGCGUUGGAGAAACUAGCUUACUACGGAUUGGCACCCAACAUGAUACUUUACUUGACGGCGGAGUACGGCAUGACAACACGGGAGGCCAACAUACUCUUACUCUGGUGUGCCGCCACCAACUUCUUCUCUCUUGUUGGUGCUUUUAUCGCUGAUUCUUACACGGGUCGCUUUCCUCUUAUUGGGUUUGGAUCAUCCGCCAGCCUACUGGGAAUGCUUUUAUUAUGGCUGACAACAAUCAUUCAUCCAGAAUGCUACAAAUCAACACAAGUUUGUCAACCAACCACACCACUUCAACUCACUCUCCUUUAUUCCUUUUUUAUCCUCACCUCCAUCGGCGCCGGCGGCGUCAGGUCCUCCUCCUUAGCCUUCUCCGCCGAUCAGCUCCAACUCAACCAUGCAUCACGUAUCACCACGUCAGCCCUAGAAACCCUCUUUAACUGGUACUACUUCUCAGUCAUGCUGGCUUACCUCCUCUCGCAGUCGUUUCUCGUCUUCGUUCAGACAAAGUAUGGUUGGCAGAUCGGUUUUGGAGUCUCUGUCGUUGCCAUGGCUUUAUCGGUUGCUUUGUUCUUCGUGGCUUCUCCGUUUUAUGUCAAGCUUAAGUGUGAGCCCGGUCUCGUAUCUGGACUUUUCCAGGUUCUUGUUGCUGCAUUUAGGAACCGGCACAUUGAUUUGUCAUCGGAGGAGCAUAUUAUAUCGUACCAUCACGAAACGGGAUCUCCAUGUUCAAUUCCAAGCCAAAAAAUGAGGUAUUUAAACAAAGCAUGCGCCACAAGUAACCCAAAGAGAGACCUAAACCUAGAAGGGAAAUCACGUAGUCCAUGGAAACUAUGUAGGGUGCAACAAGUAGAAGACCUUAAAUCUCUUGUCAAUGUCCUACCAAUCUGCUCAACGGGAAUCAUCUUGUCACUUGUCGCAGCUUGCCAAGCCUCAUUCAUAGUUCUCCAAGCCAGUGCCAUGGAUCGUCGCACUUUCGUUCAGGGUUUCGAGAUUCCUCCAGGAAGUUAUAGCAUUUUUAUGACUAUCUCCUUCGUGCUCUUCCUUGCUAUUUACGAUCUUGUCGUUGUCCCGUUAGUCUCUUGGAUUAUAAGAAAGCCCUUUCGAUUGGGAGUAAUGGCGAGAAUGGGAGUUGGGGUUUCAAUAUCGGUGUUAUGCAUCUCCUCUCUCGCGACCGUGGAGUACGUUAGUAAAAGAGCUAGAGACGAGAGAGGUUCGAUGCUGUCGGCGAUUUGGCUAUCGCCGUACAUGAUAUUAGGAGGCAUUUCAGAGGCACUUGUUGUCAUAGCACAGAACGAGUUCUUAUACUCUGAGCUUCCCAAGUCCAUGUCAAGCGUCGCCACCACACUCCCCGGCCUCGGCUUGGCCGCCUCAAGCAUCGUCUCGUCUUGGAUCAUCACUGUAGUAGACGUCGCCACCUGCCGGAGCUGGAUCACAGAGGAUAUAGACGAGGGACACCUGGACUAUUACUACUGGCUCGUGGCGGUAUUGUCUCUUCUCAAUGUUCUGUAUUUUGCUUGGUGUAGCAAAGCUUAUGGUAAAUGUAAAAGUGAUUCAGAUAAUUAAAUAGCGACACAAGUACAAGACAUUUGAAUCCGUAUCAAAUAAAAUUACACGAACAAAUACUAAAAUUUAUCCGUAUUAUG
Molecule: messenger RNA, 1736 nt
Organism: Raphanus sativus (radish)
Lineage: Eukaryota; Viridiplantae; Streptophyta; Magnoliopsida; Brassicales; Brassicaceae
Product: protein NRT1/ PTR FAMILY 1.3
Biological process (GO): transmembrane transport
Cellular component (GO): plasma membrane
Molecular function (GO): transmembrane transporter activity
Source: RefSeq, a predicted model, not a curated record